AACCAUGAUUAAUUCUUAUUGAUAAACUUAUCUUAUCAUUUUGUAUAAAUCAGGUUUAUGAUAACACUAAUAAAUCGUGUUUCAAUCAGUGGUAGCAAAAAUGAAAAUUUUUUAUAUUUUAAUUUUGGGGCUCUUUACUGGUGUUUGUUCGCAAACAAGUUUCGGAAAUUUGGAGAUUGUUUCAGAAUUAACGCCUGAAAGCUGUUUCAAAAAUAGUGCUAGGUACAUACAGGCCGAUGAAAAAACUGGUUUCCCGCGUUGUACUAACACAUGGGGUGCCGAUGCUGAUUUAGGUAAUUGUGAACUGUUCUUCAGGCCGGGUUUCACACAAUGCAAUAAACCACUCGUUUACAACCCGACCAGCUGUACUAAAGAAGGAAAAUUUGGGCCUAUACAAUGCAAAGGAGAAAGAACCACUGGAAGAUGUUUCUGUUUCGACGAAGACGGAAAUCGACUUUUUGGACAACAGUGGUGGGCACAAGCAGAAAAUAUGACUUGUGCCUGCAGUAGAAGAAAAGCCGAAAUGUUAGUUGAGGACUCCGAAAAUUAUGUCUUCUUCAACAGUUUGCACUGUAACAGUAUGGGAAAUUAUGAACCGCUACAGUGUGAUGUUGUGAGUGAACAGUGUUGGUGUGCCGACGAACAAACGGGAGAUCUGACGUCGCCAGUUGUGCCACAAGUAGCUGUAUCAAAGUUACCUUGUUACAACUCUCUUGAAGUCGGCACACAAUAUCUCCGUCAGUGCGAAAACAAACUCUUCGCACAGAAAAACAUAGAACACCAGUUAAAGCUACGUGGAACUACUGCAAGUUUUGGGACUUUUCUUUGCGAUGGUGAUGGUUCAUACGGCGUAUUUGCAAUUAUUGAUGGGCUGGGUUACUGUACUUGGAGAGACAACACAAAAAUCGGUUCAUACUCUUCUGGAGAUCCAGAUCCGGCUAAACAAAAUUGCAAUUGUGCAAGAGACACGAAAAUUUUUGCCGACAAUGGAAAGACCCAACUUCUGAAAUGUAGUUCUAAUGGGAAUUACCAGUCUUACCAGGGAAAUGGUCAAAACACGUACUGUGUUGAUCCUGAUGGUUACAAAAAAUCCGACGGUCCUGUGGAUUUUGGUGAUAAGCCUGACCAGGUCUGCGCAGCUUAUCCCUCCUACGUAGAACAAUGUAACGAUUCUCCGUCAUUUUUCUUUAGCUAGGUUUGUUUUUGUAUAUUGUUAAAAUUUAUUGUAUGUCCUAAAAUAAUAAAUCUUCUCAAAAAUGAA
This is a messenger RNA of Zophobas morio, 1261 nucleotides long. RefSeq lists its product as uncharacterized. The record is from RefSeq and is a predicted model, not a curated record. Lineage: Eukaryota; Metazoa; Arthropoda; Insecta; Coleoptera; Tenebrionidae. Gene Ontology annotation, cellular component: basement membrane. The coding region runs from base 101 to 1195 and encodes 364 amino acids. The transcript is spliced from 7 exons. Gene Ontology annotation, biological process: cell-matrix adhesion.